This is a messenger RNA of Arabidopsis lyrata subsp. lyrata, 1645 nucleotides long. RefSeq names its product NAC domain-containing protein 69. Gene Ontology annotation, biological process: regulation of DNA-templated transcription. The record is from RefSeq and is a predicted model, not a curated record. Gene Ontology annotation, molecular function: DNA binding. NCBI's taxonomy places the organism in Eukaryota, Viridiplantae, Streptophyta, Magnoliopsida, Brassicales, Brassicaceae.
UUUUUGUUGUUUCUUCUUCAUCACCUCUAUUAGUACUGUUGGUCUUUCAAAAAACAAAAACAGAGGUAGAGAGGAAAAAAGAAAAGAAACAGGGAGAAAAAUAAGCCCUUGACUCAAACACUAGAGAAUUUGAGUCGCGAUUUAGAAAGGUUUGUUCUUUGAUCUGUUUUUUUUGUGAAAAAAUGGUGAAAGAUCUGGUAGGGUAUAGAUUUUAUCCGACUGGAGAGGAAUUGAUAAACCAUUACCUAAAGAACAAAAUUCUGGGUAAGACUUGGCUCGUCGACGAAGCCAUUAGCGAGAUCAACAUCUGUAGUUACGACCCUAUUUACUUGCCUUCGUUAUCUAAGAUCAAAUCGGAUGAUCCGGUUUGGUACUUCUUCUGUCCAAAGGAGUACACUUCUGCGAAGAAGAAGGUAACGAAGAGGACUACAAGUUCUGGGUAUUGGAAAGCUACUGGUGUUGAUCGUAAAAUCAAAGAUAAGAGAGGUAAUCGAGGCGAGAUCGGGAUUAAGAAGACGCUUGUGUAUUAUGAAGGUAGAGUUCCUAAAGGUGUUUGGACUCCUUGGGUUAUGCAUGAGUAUCACAUCACUUGUUUGCCUCAAGAUCAGAGGAACUAUGUUAUCUGCCAAGUAAUGUAUAAGGGUGAAGAUGGAGACGUCCCAUCUGGUGGUAAUAACUCGAGUGAGCCGAGUCAAUCUAUGGUCUCUGAUUCGAAUACUGUCAGAGAGACGAUUACCACAGCGCCUGAAUUUGAGCAGCCAGGUCAAGAAAAUUUCUUUGGUAUGUCUGUGGAUGAUUUGAGAACUCCAAUGAAUGAGCAAAAACAAGAAGAUUUCUCUCUGUGGGAUGUAUUGGAUCCAGACAUGUUAUUCAGUGAUAACAACAAUUCUACUGUGCAGCCACAAGCUCCUCACUUAGCCCCGAAUGAUGAUGAGUUUCUCGGUGGAUUGAGGCAUGUUAACCGAGAGCAGGUUGAAUAUUUGUUUGCCAAUGAAGAUUUCAUAUCCAGACCAACCUUAUCUGUGACAGAGAACCGCAACGAUCACAGGCCAAAGAAAGCUUUGUCAGGGAUUAUUGUUGAUUAUAGCAGUGAUAGUAAUAGUGAUGCUGAAUCGAUAUCUGCAACGAGUUACCAAGGAACAUCAAGUCCAGGUGAUGAUAGUGUAGGUAGUUCAAAUAGACACUUUCUGAUCCAUACUGGUGGAAAUGAGAUUCUAUCGNNNNAUCAAGACUGGUGCUCUUAUGGCGAAGAAGAGAAGCAGAGCUGGUUUAUUACAGAAGAAGCAAUGGAGAGAAACCGCAAGAAUCCACGGUAUAUCUAUCUGAUGAGGAUGAUCAUAGGCAUCAUACUCUUGGUGGCUCUCAUUGGCAACAUCAUAUCGGUUUUAAACCGUCAAAACUUGAACCCGCUGAUGAAGUUUGAUCGCGAGAGAUAGACAACGCAGAUUGAUCAAAGCACUCCUUUUUAAACUUGCUUUUAUUUCAUUCUGUUUUCUUCUGAAAUUUUCAUGUAUAUAUGUGCGUGUAUGUAUGAACAAGAGGUAUGUCUUGUGUCUAAAAGUUAAAUGCAAUUUAGGGUUUUGAAAAUUAUUACAUUCACUAUUUGACAGAGACAAGUGGAUUGGGUUUGAAAAGGUUUCUCAAA